Messenger RNA from Puccinia graminis f. sp. tritici CRL 75-36-700-3, 948 nucleotides. RefSeq lists its product as uncharacterized. NCBI's taxonomy places the organism in Eukaryota, Fungi, Basidiomycota, Pucciniomycetes, Pucciniales, Pucciniaceae. The transcript is spliced from 5 exons. The record is from RefSeq and is a predicted model, not a curated record. Gene Ontology annotation, cellular component: Golgi membrane. Bases 1 to 948 code for a protein of 315 amino acids.
AUGUCAAAACAUCUAUACGCCCUACCCACAGCAGCAACAGCAUCAGGCUCAUCAUCAACCAACCACGGCCAUGGAGGCGGACAGACCAGCAACCCAGCCCACUCGAUCUCUCGAUCCACCUCGCCCAGCAGACACAUCCCAUCAUCCGCCUCCCUCCUGCCCUCUGGCCCCUUCGCCAGACCCCGCUCCGGGCCUGACAAGCUCAAGAAACUGCUCUCCAGACUGCUCAAGCCCAGUCGAUGGCCAACGAUGGACUUCGAACUCGCCGCAUGGCAGAUGAGCUAUCUCUGUAUCGCACCGAGAAGAGUAUAUCGGAACGUCUAUUACCACAAACAGACUAAGAACACGUGGGCAAGAGAUGACCCAGCGAUCCUGAUCCUCCUGAUAGGAUCGAUGGCCUUCGUCGGCUUCCUCUGGAACGCACUCUAUCUACGCUCGUGGAGUCCGAUCAGCUGGCUCGGCUUGGUCUCCCGAUUCAUCUUGAGGGACUUCUUUCUCAGCGGCUUAAUCAUCAGCACUCUUCUCUGGGCGCUGUCGAAUCAUUUCUUUACUCAUUCAUCUCAUACUCAUGCGACCGAUCAGCGGGUAGAAUGGCAAUACGCAUUUGAUAUCCAUACAAACUCAUUCUUCCCCCUCUUCCUCAACCUCUACGUCCUCCAACUCAUCCUCGCCCCCUUGGUCCUCCGCCAUAAUUGGGUCUCGCUUUGGAUCGGUAACUCGUUAUACUUGAUUGCAGUAACGCAAUACAGUUAUGUGACUUAUUUAGGAUACAACUCUUUACCAUUCCUCAUCAAAUCCGAGAUCCUGCUGAUCCCGAUCCUAGCCUACACCGUCUUAUAUUUCAUCAGCUUAUUAGGCUUUAACCUAGCCUCACACGUCUUAACCUAUUACUUCUCUUCCUUCUUCUUUCUCCCCUCUCCCAUCCCCCCUCCAACAACACCCCUUUAA